Molecule: messenger RNA, 361 nt
Organism: Meloidogyne enterolobii
Lineage: Eukaryota; Metazoa; Nematoda; Chromadorea; Rhabditida; Meloidogynidae
Source: the annotation of a GenBank genome assembly
AAUGGUUAUUGUUGGUUACUGGUUGGAGCAACUUUCCGACUGUGUUUUUGAAUAUGCCUCAUUUGACGGAGUUGUGUUUAAUCCAGAAUUAAUUAAUUUAUUGUUUGACAACGACAAACUUUUAUUUCACAUUCAAAAACCGAAAAUAUCCUCCAACGAGGCUUCUUUUGGAAAUGUUUGGAAAUUUGUUUCGAAUCAUUUGACAAUUUCGGAAUAUCUCAGCAUCAAUUUGAAUGACAUUAAUGUGCAACGUUUACACGGUAUUUUAGUAAGUGGAGGCAAUAAAUUACCAAAAAUUCGUGUGAAAAAUGUUAAGACGGGAUGGCUUUAUAAUUCUUUAAUCAAAGUGAGUUUAAAUUAG